Molecule: messenger RNA, 2455 nt
Organism: Periconia digitata
Lineage: Eukaryota; Fungi; Ascomycota; Dothideomycetes; Pleosporales; Periconiaceae
Source: the annotation of a GenBank genome assembly
CCCCCUCCUCAACUGAAAACCGUCUGUAUGGAAGCGGAUUUAAGCGAAUCAUUUACAUGUACGGCACAUGUUAACAGUUGUGUUGUGUGUUCAGAAUCAGAACAAUCCAUGUCCGUUGGCCCCAUAACUCAUACAUAUAUACAUAUGUAUACACGUGCUUGGGAAUGUGUCGUGCUUGCAUCUAUUGAUGCCUGCAUAUGGGGGUGCUGCCCAGGUGGUUGUGGCUCUCGAGUCACGUGCCGGUGCCACUUUGAAUGCCUCCAGAUGUUCGAUCAUCAUCGACAAUGAGCCUCACCGAACUAUCUCCGUCUCCGUCCCCACGAGGGCCUCCGCCAGUAUGUAACCUAGCUUCUGGAGAGCUUCUGUACCUAAGACGCCGGGAUGGCUUCUAAUACCCGGACGCCAUGGCCAAACUAUCGGUUGUUAUUUCCGCGGACUGCCCCGUUCCAUCCAACCGCACCGCAGGAACCAAUCUGCAUAAGCUCCAUCGGGCUUCUCCAUCUACCUUAGCAUCGAUUCAUCUUGUCACAGCCCUCUAGCACCAUAUCAACAGCGGGUACCUCCACCGCCAGCCUUCAAAUUGCCGUGAGCCCCCCCCAAUCCUUACGUACAAUGCCUUCAGCCCGCUCCACAGCCCGAACCACACAACCUGUGUCAGCCCGAGACAACUUGACCCGUUCAUCUGUCUCCAAUGGCUGAUCCAGAGAUUGAACUGCCCAUGACGUCGGCCCAGUUGCAGUUGAGCAACAGUCAAAGCGAGUCGGGAAUAAGCACCUCACCUGCAAUUCCCGAGAAGGUAUCCCCCACAUCCAGGAGCAGUGUCAGCUCGUCCGCCAACAACCCCAAAGAAAAGAGUGACGGCGACGCAUUCCCAGACGAUGGAGACGAAGACGACGAGCAACCUAUCGGGGAGAUUGUUCACUAUUAUCUCACAGAAGCUACGGUUCUACCCAGUCCGGCCACAAUAAUACCUUCGAGAGCAGGGCAAGCCGCGCCUCCAGAUCCGCCGGACAUAAGACAAUAUGACUCCCCCUUUGAAUGGCCAGAGAGGCGGAAAAGAAUGCUGAUAAUCAUCUCUUGUAUCAUCACUUCACUGACCGCAUUUUCUGCUGGAGCCUACAGUCCUGGAGUGGCCCAGAUGGCAGCAGAGUGGCAUGUGAGUAAUGUCGCAGUCCUGGUCGGCAUUACCAUGUUCACAGUGGGUUUUGGCAUCGCCCCUAUGGUGCUGGCACCGUUUUCAGAGAUCAAUGGGAGAAGACCAGUCUUCAUCGCUUCUGGCAUACUGUUUGUCAUUUGUCAAUUAUGCAGCGGUUUGACGCAAUCGUAUGCUGGCAUGCUCGUUGUGAGAUUCUUCGCUGGUGUAGGAGGGUCUACAUUUUCAACAAUGGUCGGUGGCGUUGUCUCUGACAUCUAUCACACCGCUGACCGCAACACCCCAAUGGCUUUGUUCUCCUUUGGAGCUUUAUUCGGUACGGGCCUGGGCCCUCUGGUCAGUGGUUUCAUCGCUCAAAACACCAAUUGGCGUUGGAUAUUCUACACGCAAACGAUAUCCUGCGCGGUCAUGGUGGGAGUCAUCUGCAUCGUUUUCAAAGAAACGCGUGGAUCGGUCUUGCUAAGUCGCAAAGCACGAGCUCUCAACAAGUGGUACGAAGCGCGUGAGGCAGGAGGUUAUUACGGCUUCAAGAUGCCUGUUGAGGGCGAGACGCGCAACCAAAAAAGUGAAAGGAUACGUUGGAAAGUCAAAGAAGACGAGGAGCGAACAAGCCUAACAAAGUCCAUCGGCGUGUCACUGUUUCGCCCCUUCCACCUCCUCUUCACUGAACCCGUGGUCUUCUGGUUCUCCCUCUGGGUCGCUUUCAGCUGGGCCGUUUUAUAUCUUACUCUCGCCGCCAUCCCGCUCGUCUUUCAAGCCAACCAUGACUUCACGCUACAGCAGGCUAACGCUGUCUUUGCUGCCAUGUGUAUCGGGGCCAUCGUCGCCACCGUUCUGUCAAUCUAUCAGGACCGCAUUGCUAGACGCUAUAACAAACUGCCACCCACACCCGAAGCACGCUUGUACUUUUCAUGCGUCGAGUCAGCGUGCAUGCCAAUCGGUCUGUUCAUGUUUGGCUGGACAAGUGCCAGCAGCAUCCAUUGGAUUGUCGCCUCCAUCGCAAUCGCAAUCGCGACCAUUGGCAUCUUCUCCAUCUACCUGAGCGUCUUCAAUUACCUGGCCGAUACGUAUCAUCGAUACGCGAGCUCUGCUCUAGCGGCCCAGUCAUUCUGUAGAAAUAUGCUUGGCGGCGUGUUUCCCCUUAUAACAACACAAAUGUACACGCGACUCGGUUUCGGCGGCGCCUCGAGUUUGCUCGGUGGGAUCGGUGCACUGCUCACGCUCGUGCCGUGGGUGCUGGUUGUGUACGGUCCGCGUAUUCGUGCGAGGAGUACAUUUGCCAGCGAGAUCAUGGAGAAGUGA